AUGUCUUCGGUACUUGUGCCUGAAAUUCCUGCACCAGGAUUUUCGUUUGAUCUUUGUCAGCGGUAAUGUAAUACGUCAAAAUUAUAUUAUUAAAAAUAGCAAAGUCAGUAACAAACAUAAUUAUAAAAAGGAAGAGUAAUAUAUCGUAGUGUAUAACCUAUUACUUAAUAUUGCUAUGUCAUUCUUUAACAUUAUUUAUUUUUCUUAUUAAACAUUUCGCUCUUAUAAAUAUAUGAAGAGGCAUAUUUUUUACAGGAACAAUUUUUUAGUAAAGAAAGGAUUUCAAGCUCCCAAAGCUGUUAAAACAGGAACAACAAUUGCUGGAGUUGUUUAUAAAGAUGGAGUUGUUCUUGGUGUUGUUGUGGUGCUGGAACUGCUGCUGAUACUGAAAUGACAACUCAGAUGAUAUCUAGUCAAUUGGAGUUACAUCGUUUAAAUACUAACCGCAUAGUGCCAGUCUGUACUGCAAAUGCUAUGAUCAAACAGUUAUUAUUCCGUUAUCAAGGCAACAUUGGAGCAGCCUUAAUAUUAGGAGGUGUUGAUUUAGAUGGACCACAUUUAUAUUGUAUUUAUCCUCAUGGAUCUUCGGAUCGUCAUCUUUAUACCAGUAUGGGUACAGGAUCAUUAGCUGCAAUGGCUGUAUUCGAAAGUAGAUGGAAACCUGAUAUGACAGAAGAGGAGGCUAAAGAAUUGGUUGCAGAUGCUAUUCGCGCUGGUGUAUUUAAUGACUUGGCUUCUGGUUCUAAUGUAGAUUUAUGUGUCAUACGUAAAGGUUCUGUUGAUUAUUUGCGUCCUUAUGAUGUUGCUAAUGUUAAGGGACAGCGCAAUAUAUCGUACCGAUAUAAACGCGGUACUACCGCUGUGCUUAACAAAAUGGUACAUCCUAUAAUCAUCGAAGGAGAAACUUUAUCAAAGGUGCAUUUCUGGGCGCGAGACGUCUAGAUGCUUGUCUCGCAUCACCAGUACUUCUUCCACCACACCAUACUACAGGUGAGUUAGAAAACAGAAUAAAAACUCCACUAGAAUCGAGACUACUGGAUCUCAAAGGCCGUUCAACUGCUUUCGACGUGUAUGGAGUAGAUCCGAAAACUCUAACGAGAUAUUUUUCCGGAGCUAUGAAACAAAAGAGUCUUACCGAGGAUUAA
Heterotrigona itama is the source of this 1145-nucleotide messenger RNA. The record is from the annotation of a GenBank genome assembly. Lineage: Eukaryota; Metazoa; Arthropoda; Insecta; Hymenoptera; Apidae.